Humulus lupulus (European hop) is the source of this 4512-nucleotide messenger RNA. RefSeq lists its product as uncharacterized. The coding region runs from base 1 to 4512 and encodes 1503 amino acids. The record is from RefSeq and is a predicted model, not a curated record. The transcript has 4 exons. NCBI's taxonomy places the organism in Eukaryota, Viridiplantae, Streptophyta, Magnoliopsida, Rosales, Cannabaceae.
AUGGCGAAGCGGAAGAAGUCGAUUCGUAGGCCUGAAAUUCUUUCUGAUGAUCGGUCUGAGAAGGUUUCGCCUGUGGCUCAAACGAAGGCAUUGCUUGGUUCAGAGGGAGAUGAUGUCGCUGAACCAAAGCAUGUCAAUCUGAUGGAUUUCAAAAUACCUGGGUCCGGGGUUAUGCAGGAUGGUGAUAUGGAUCGACAGGGCAAGAGUGCCCAGCCUGUAGAGGUGGUGGACGAUGGAUUGGGUUCCGAUUUGAGGAAUGUUUCUUGGGCGGAUAGGAGUGAAGGAGGUGAUAAGGUUACGGAAGGGGAUUUUCAGUCAGAGUCCCAGCUUCAAAGUAAGGGGCAGAAGCUGGUUCAAGUUGAUAUUGAAGAGGUGAAAAUUCAGUCAGCUAAUUGGAGCUCUACUGUGGUUUGCAUGGUGCUUGGAGCAAAUCCUCCAAUGGCAGUGUUUGAAGGCUUUAUAAAAAGAGUUUGGGGUCAUCUAGGGAUUGCCCAAAUUUCUAGAAUGACAUUGGGGCUAACUUUGGUGAAGUUCAAUGAUGAAGCAACUAGAGAUCAUGUGCUUGAGAAUGGAGUUCUUCAAUUUGAUAGAAAACCUGUCAUCAUCAGGCCGUGGACAGCAGAUCUUAGUGCUAUACGUUCGACUCCGCUUUGGAUUCGACUACAUGACCUUGGUUUGCAGUAUUGGGGCAGCAAGUGUAUUAGUGCUUUGGUGAGCACGAUUGGAAAACCUCUUUUAGUAGAUAAGUUUACUAGGGAGCGUUCUCGAGUUCAGUUUGCGAGGGUUUUAGUGGAGAUGGAAAUCACUAAUAAUCCACCUCGAAGCUUUCAGUUUAUCAAUGAGCAUGGCCAGAUUGUUGAACAAGGAAUAGAGUAUGAGUGGGUGCCUACUAAGUGUAAGAGUUGCUCUGGUUUUGGGCAUUCUAUGGCAGAUUGUCGCAAGGAACAUAAGACUAUUUGGGUGGAAAAAGAAGCUCGUUCUAAAGUUGAGAUUCCUUUGGAGCAGCUAAAAGUUUAUGAGGGACUGAAUGAAGGGGAACCAGGUGAGAAAGCCGGUGGGUCUAAAGUAGUAGAAAACUCUGAUCCGAGUACUAGUGAUGUUACUCUUUCAGGGGAGGCCAAUUCUGGUCCGGUUAAGGAGAGGAACAGGGAAGCGAAAUGGCAAACCCCUAGGCAUGUUGCAACUCAGAGUAGACAAGGUCUCACAGCCAGUGGUAACUCUAACCUGGUUGUUGAGAUUCAAAAACAAAACAACCAGUUUGUUGUUCUUCAGGAACAGGAAAAGGGCAGUAAGAUUGGACAUCUUGGAGUCCAAGAUGUGUUUAGGAAGAAUAAGAUUGGAAUUAGUGGUCUGUUGGAAACUAAAUUGCGCGGGAAUAAAAUUGGUGAGUUCAUGGAGAAUAAAUUUCCUAAUUGGGAAUUUUACUCUAGUCCCGUCACAGAGGGUAGACUAUUAAUAGUUUGGCGGAAGGGGAUAGCGAAAUUGAUUAUUUUGGAAGAGUCUCCUCAGCUGGUUCAUUGCCAGGUGAACUUGGUAGGCCACAUGAGUUUAUUCCAUGUCACUUUUGUCUAUGGUUACAAUUCAGUAGAGAAUAGAAGAAGCUUAUGGAAUGAUUUAACUCGCAUAUCGUUCUCAAUCAAAGCUUGGAUAGUCUUAGGGGAUUUUAAUGCCCCUUUUUCUGGUGGAGAUAGGUCUGGUGGUAACCCAAUUGCUAGUAUUGAGUUGGCUGACUCUAUAGGGUGGCUGACUAAUGCAAAAAUUGAGGCUCUUAAGAGUAUGGGUUCUUAUUUUACUUGGACAAACAACCAAGAUGGCUCAGCUAGGAUCUACUCAAAAAUAGAUCAUGUGUUAAUUAAUGAGGAGUGGUUGGACAUGUUUCCUCAGUCUUUGGCUAUGUUUCAAUGGGAGGUGGUAUCUGAUCAUUGUUCUUGUGUAGUGUCUAAUAUCCCCAUGGAGGCUAUGGGAAUCAAACUGCUAGUAAGGUUGAAGCAUAGGCUUAAGAAGUUUAAUAGGGACUGUAUUGGAGAUGUAGGGUCUGGUUAUCGAUCAACUUUGGUGGCCUUUCAAGAUGCCCAAUAUCAAGCCCAAGAGAAUCCUCAAGAUCUCAAGUUGCAGGUGGUGGUGAAGGAGAGGGCUUCUGAGUUUCAUCAACAAGAACAAAUGUAUCAUAGUUUUCUUGCUCAACGUAGUAAGAUCAACUGGGUUAGGAAGGGAGAUAUGAAUUCCUCAUUUUUUCAUGCCUAUCUAAAGAAGCGAAAAGCAGAGAAUACUAUAGUCUCAUAUAUUAAUGAUCAUGGUAUGUUGGUAGAUGACUUUAAGGAGGUGGUGGACCAUUUUGUUGAUCAUUUCAAGAACCAUCUUGGUAGUACUAGUCCUGCUACAGGAACAGUAGACCUACAUUGUAUAGCUUUGGGCACCAAGCUUUCAGUUGAGCAGCAACUUUCUCUUUUAAAACCCUUUUCCAACAAGGAAAUAAGAGCUGCUUUGUUUAGUAUUCCUAAUACUAAAUUGCCUGGUCCAGAUGGAUAUGGUUUAGGUUUCUUCAAGUUUCUUUGGAAGGAUAUUGGUCAGGAUAUAUGCUCAGCAAUCAUACAUGGUUUCUCUACAGGCCAAUUUCCUAAGGAGCUUCAUGAAACUACUUUUUCAUUGAUUCCUAAGGUUUCUAACCCAGCCAGGGCCUCAGAUUACAGAACUAUUGCUUGCUGUUCGACCCUUUAUAAAGUCAUGGCUAAGUUGUUAUGUUCUCGGUUGGCAGUGGUGCUUCCCUCUCUUAUUCAAUCAAAUCAAGGUGCGUUUGUUCGAGGUAGGUCUAUUGCUCACAAUAUCAUGAUUUUUCAAGAUCUAAUUAAGAAUUAUGGAAGGGAUAUUACUUCUCCUCGCUGUGCAAUUAAGAUAGACCUUAGCAAGGCUUAUGAUAUUGUUGAUUGGCAUUUUUUGGAAAAUCUCUUGAAGGCUUACUGCUUUCCAAUGAAGUUCAUUGGCUGGGUUAUGAAUUGUAUCAGGAAUACUACCUAUUCUUUAUUGAUAAAUGGUCGAGUUCAGAGUAGUUUCAAGGGGGAAAAGGGCUUGCGCCAAGGGGAUCCUAUGUCCCCACUUCUCUUUGUGCUCAUUAUGGAAUAUAUGACUAGAAGUUUGCAGUUGGCUGCCAGGUCUCCUUUAUUUCGGUUUCACCCCAUGUGUAAGAGCCUAAAGCUUGUUAACUUGUGUUUUGCAGAUGAUAUUAUUCUGUUUUGCAAAGGCUCUCUUGCGACUGUUAGUGUACUUAAGGAUACUCUAGGGAAGUUUAGUGAGGCUUCUGGGCUGUCAAUAAAUGCUAAGAAGUCUCAUAUUUAUUUUGGAGGAGUUAGUGCAGCGGAUAGAAGAGAGAUAACUCAGGUCAUUCAACUUCCUGAAGAUAACUUUCCCCUUCAUUAUCUUGGGGUUCCUAUGAGGCCUACUAAAUGGAAGCAUGUGGACUGCGAGAUCAUAGUCCACAAAAUGAGAACUAAGUUGUUUUUGUGGUCUAGUAAGCAUCUAUCCUAUGCUGGUCGUUUAUUGCUCAUUCACAUUGUCCUUUUUGGCUUGAGAAACUAUUGGAUGAAUGUGUUUAUUUUACCUCAAAGCAUCAUCAAGGAGGUAGAUAAGUUAUGUAGACUAUUCCUUUGGGGGGCCUCGGUGACUCGUAGUAAACUUCAUUUAGCAUCUUGGCAGCAGGUUUGCCUUCCUAAGGCUUAUGGAGGGCUCGGGCACAGAGAUGGCGCUAGCUGGAAUAGAGCACUUCUAGCUAAAUAUGUUUGGGCUGUCACUACAAAACAGGACACUCUUCGGGUCAAAUGGGUUCAGCAUGUUUACCUGAAGGGGGUUAACUUUUGGAACUAUGUUUUGAAGCAAGAUAGCAGCUGGUAUUGGUGGAAAAUCUGCCAUUUAGGAAACAGAUUCAAUGAAGGAGAGGUGAUUGCUGCUGGUUUUUCUGGGAAAUUUAAGUCGUCCAAGUUGUAUAACAGCUCAUUAAACCAGCAACUUGUGGCUUAUAAGAACGUAGUCUGGUGUCAAACAAUCCUCCCUAAGCACCGUUUCUUGUUAUGGAUGGUGGUCAACUCUUACCUCCUAACUAGAGAUAACUUGGCUAAGUCUAACAUUCUGCUGAAUAGCUCUUACUGUCCAGUUUGUGAAGACCAGUUAGAGAGUCAUCACCAUUUUCUUUUUGAGUGUUGUUUAUCCAAGAGAGUCUUUUCUUGUAUUUUUUCGUGGCUUGGGUUUCAAGCUUGGGCCACCAAGUAUUUGGAUUGGACUGUUAGGCUCAGUGUUGGGAAAAAUGAUAGUUUGAGCAUAAUCCUGAAUAUGGUUCUAGCAGCAGUGGUUUAUCAUAUAUGGAGGAAUAGGAAUAGAUGCAUUUUUGAUGGGUUCUCUUUGACAGCUAACUGUAUUGCAAAAGAAGUAAUUACUUUAGUCCAAUACAGAUUAUACAUUGUUCAUAGUAGGAAGGUUUUCCCUUAUCUCAAGCUUUUCUUAAGGAAGCUUCAAUGUAUGUAG